UCCUACGACUCUACUGGCACUGUCCUCAUCCUACUUACAGGCCCUCACAGGGGGAACCAUGCCGUUUUCCUGAAGCAGCUUGCAAGUGGUCUUCUGCUUGUAACUGGUCCUCUUGUCCUGAGCCAUGUGCCUCUGCGAAGGGCCCAGCAGAAAUCUGCCAUCGCCACCAACACCCAGAUUGAUAUCUCUAGUCUGAAGAGCCCCAGGACCCUGACUGACUCCUACUUCAAUAAGAAGAGGCUGCACAAACUCAGACACCAAAAGGGAGAGAUCUUUGACACAGAGAAAGAGAAGUACCAGGUCACUGAGCAGUGCAAGGUAGACCAGGCUGUGGACUCUCAGCUCAUGCCUCUGAUCGGGAAGAUUCCCCAGCUGCGCGGCUGCCUGCGUUGCUCAUUCUUCCUCACCAACAGAGUCUACCCACACAAGCCUUCUAAACAAACUACAAAAUAUAAUUUAUCCUGUGAUUGA
Molecule: messenger RNA, 471 nt
Organism: Polyodon spathula (Mississippi paddlefish)
Lineage: Eukaryota; Metazoa; Chordata; Actinopteri; Acipenseriformes; Polyodontidae
Product: 60S ribosomal protein L6-like
Exons: 2
Biological process (GO): cytoplasmic translation; ribosomal large subunit assembly
Cellular component (GO): cytosolic large ribosomal subunit; ribosome
Molecular function (GO): RNA binding; structural constituent of ribosome
Source: RefSeq, a predicted model, not a curated record